ACCCUUUUUGUUGCCGAGUCCAUUGCACCCAUUUGGAAAUAAGACUUCAAAAAACUUCACUCUCUCAUACAUAUCCUCCUAAGCCUUUCUUUAAUUAUUCUCUCUUUUUCUCUGACCUUUUUCUUCUUCUUCUUAAAAAAAAAAAAUCUACAAGUAAAGGGAGCAACCUUUAGCUCCCUAAAGAAGAAGAAGAAGACUUCCAAACUUUUUCUUCCUAGAUAUGGACCCCACUAGGGAAUUAGAUCAGCUCGGUUCUCCGGUAAUCAGAGGCGUCGACGGCCGGAAAAGGGUCGUCGGAGAAUUGGACUUUUUCGCGAAUAAGACUGUUGAUCAUCUGGUCAAAGCAACAUCUCAUGGCCAUAUUGUUGAUGGUGGUGACGAUGAUGAUAAGGUUGAAGAUCAAGAUCGAAGUGAACGAGAUCAUGGGGUGCUCCAAGAGAUGCAACUUGACGUGAAUACUGGCUUGUGUCUUCUUACAACCAACACUAGUAGCGAAAAAUCAAGUGUGGACGAAGGCUCUUCAGGAAAUAAUUUGGAGGAUAAUAAGAAACCAGCUCUGAAUGAGCUGGCAGUUCUGCAGGCAGAAUUGGGCCGAAUGAACAAUGAAAAUCAACGUUUAAGAGGUUUGCUUAGUCAGGUUAACAACGAUUAUCAGAUCCUUAAUAUGCAUGUGGCAUCACUGAUGCAAAAGCAAAACAGCCAAAACUCUGAAACCGCGGAAGAGAGAAACAAGAUGAUGAGUAGACUUCUGGAAGAGAAUCAGAAAAGUUUAAUCGUCACAAAAGCUAGACAAUUCAUGGACAUAGGCGAACCUCAGAUCACCGGAGAGAAAGACUACGAAGUUUCGCAAUCUUCUUUGGAUCAAGGAAGGUCACAAAACCGUAAUUCUAGAUCGUCUAAUCAUCAACAAAAUGAGAUAGUGGAGUCAAUAUUAGAGUGCAAGAGUAAUAUUAUUAAUUCUGCUGAUUUUAGCAAGGAAUUAUCAGCUCAUCAUCGUCAUGAUGAUCGAGAAGAAGGUACAGAUCAAGAACAACUUGGUGCUGGUGCAAGUCCAGGUUCUAGAUGGGUCCCUAAUAAAGUUGCUAGAUUUGGUAAUUCUAGAUAUCAUGAUCAAGACCAAGCAACUUCCUCAGCUGAAACCAUGUCCAUGAUUAGAAAAGCGCGUGUAUCGGUUCGUGCAAGAUCUGAAGCUUCGAUGUUAUCUGAUGGGUGCCAAUGGAGAAAGUAUGGGCAGAAAAUGGCAAAAGGAAACCCAUGUCCUCGAGCUUACUAUCGUUGCACCAUGGCCACUGGUUGUCCAGUUCGCAAACAAGUGCAAAGAUGUGCAGAAGACCAAACAAUCCUGACGACAACAUACGAAGGCCACCACAACCACCCUCUCCCGCCGACCGCCAUGGCAAUGGCGUCGACAACAUCGGCCGCAGCCUCGAUGCUACUCUCCGGAUCAAUGCCGAGCGCCGAUCACCACAGUCUUUUCAACCCCAACUUCCUAGCCCGAACCGCUCACCCUUGUUCCCCGAGCUUCGCGACGCUUUCAGCCUCAGCCCCAUUUCCGACCGUCACGCUAGACCUCACCCGCACUCCCACCACCACCUCCUCCUCCUCCUCCGCGGAGCAAAUCUUAGGCCAAUUACGCCAACUUUCGCAGGGCAAUUUUCACAAUCUUUCCCAGAUUUUGCCUCAAAAUGUCAUGUCCUCCUCGUCGUCACAACUUUUUGGGCACGGUCUAGCGGACCAAUGUUCCAAGUUGGUUGGUCUUCAUGGAUUAAACAAUGGUGCUGCUAAUAAUCCUCUUGACAUAGCGCCCGCCGGGCAUUUGCAGGCUGACACCGUGAGUGUAGCGACGGCUGCCAUCACGUCGGAUCCGAACUUCACGGCGGCGCUGGUGGCGGCUAUCACGAAUAUCAUCGGUGGCAAUGUUAAGCCGAUCAAUACUAGUAGUGUUACUACUAAAAAUAACAGUGAGAAGAAUGCCUGAACUAGUUUAAUUUUAUAAGCUUGCUAGCCUCAGUUUUGAUGUUGGAUUGUAAGUUUAGUCAUUAGAGGAUUAAUCUUUCAUUUGGUUUGGAAUUAGAUAUAUAGAUAGUAAAACUUAUAA
Messenger RNA from Morus notabilis, 2098 nucleotides. RefSeq names its product probable WRKY transcription factor 31. The record is from RefSeq and is a predicted model, not a curated record. Gene Ontology annotation, biological process: regulation of DNA-templated transcription. Gene Ontology annotation, molecular function: DNA-binding transcription factor activity; sequence-specific DNA binding. The transcript is spliced from 6 exons. NCBI's taxonomy places the organism in Eukaryota, Viridiplantae, Streptophyta, Magnoliopsida, Rosales, Moraceae. The coding region runs from base 221 to 1978 and encodes 585 amino acids.